AUGCUAGAUCGACGUUCGGAAAUUUCCCACCAGUUAUCUGUUUUUACCAUUUCUCAGCAGAGAGUGUUAACACAUGCGCUGUUAAAUGGGACACAACAGAAACUUCCUAAAGUUCGAAACUUGCACUCAGAAGUUUUAUCUGAUAACUCUUUCGAUACAAUGAACAUUAAAUCAAGAUAUCAAUUUGCCAAAAACUCAUCCAAAUACUUCAACAUUUUCCUAAUUAAUUUUUUGUUAAAACGUUCUCACCCUGUGAGUAAACAAUCAGAUUUGGGUCUAGCGGAAUGUAACAAGGGAAAGAAAUUGAGAUUUAUUACAGAUGUGGCUCUUGCUUCUCUGUCUACGCAAGAUAAAAAGCGAAAUUCUAGAAAUGUGCAAAACGACUUGGAGUUUAUCGCUUUAGGAUCUUAA
Messenger RNA from Clunio marinus, 411 nucleotides. Lineage: Eukaryota; Metazoa; Arthropoda; Insecta; Diptera; Chironomidae. The record is from the annotation of a GenBank genome assembly.